CAUAAAGUCAGACUUCAUUUGAGUAAUUGUUUACAAAAAAAAACUAAAAACUGCAGCGUGUGCAGCAUAUGUUUACAAUAUGUGUGGCAUUCAGGGGCGUCAAAGUGGGAAUUUACGCAUUUCUCUCAAACGCAGCAGUAUAGUACUUGGCUCAAUGAGCUCUGUGUUCGACUGGUUGUGCUGGCUGCUGUUCGCUGACCACGCCCAUGUCGGUAAGACUCCGUAGAAAUGAGCUCACACAGUCCCACAAAGACAACUUUAGAAGCAGACAGUAAUGGAGUCUCGGGAGGACGACUGUCCUUUUUGCCGGAUAACGAACAACGAGACGGACACAGAAAUCCUGCUCAGUGACGAUCAGUUGGUGUGUUUUCGUGACCUGAAACCGGGGGCUGCUCAUCACUACCUCAUCGUCCCCAGGAGACACAUUGACACCUGUAAAACUCUGCAGGCGGACGAUGUCCCUCUAGUGGAGCAGAUGCAACAAAUGGGAAUGAAAAUGCUGGAGAAGAAUAAAGUCUGCGACCUAGACGACGUCAGGCUGGGCUUUCAUCUGCCUCCCUUCUCCUCCGUUCCCCACCUGCACCUCCAUGCUCUGGCUCCAGCCAGUCAGAUGGUAUUCAGGUCACAGCUGCACUAUGGCCUGAAAUCUCACUGGUUCAUCACGGUGGACAAAGUGCUGUCUCAGCUGAAGACUCAAGGCAGGGUCAAAUAACGUGAAAUACUAAAAGUGUUUUAUAUUUAUGUCAGUACUGGUCAUUUAGCCUCAGUGAGUGAGAUUCAAUAUCCGUUCUUUAGGCGCCUUACAGUGUUUUGCAUCGGCGCUGUAUAAUUUGGGACAUUUCUGUGCACAUUCAUGCUUAAUAAAUGGCCCUUUUAAACUAAUGUAAUAUCAUAUCAGUUUGAAAGUCAUAUAAAUUAGAUGGUAUUUAAUUGAAUAAUUAAAAUAGAACUUUGCACAUUCAUGUACAAACCCAUUUUGUUUCUUUGUGUUUAUGAAGUAGAUCGUUUGAAAAAGCUGCUUACAGGGUUUGAUAUCUUGUGCCAUAACUUGAUUUUAAUGUGAAAAUAAUGUAUAUAUAAUAUUAAAUAAAAUGCCUUAAGAAUAA
Molecule: messenger RNA, 1106 nt
Organism: Solea solea (common sole)
Lineage: Eukaryota; Metazoa; Chordata; Actinopteri; Pleuronectiformes; Soleidae
Product: adenosine 5'-monophosphoramidase HINT3-like
Exons: 5
Coding region: 275-712 (145 amino acids)
Molecular function (GO): catalytic activity
Source: RefSeq, a predicted model, not a curated record